AUGCGCUCCGCUCGUUUGGAAGCAAAGUUUGGCGCAAAGACCGACGAUGUGCACACGCCAAAGCUCCCAUCACCUCCCGGCACAAAGACUCCUCCCACAGCACCGCAAAGUCGCGCAAAGGAUAACAACAACAACAUCAACACAAACGAUGCUCCCUCGAUAUCCUCGCACACGACAGUCGAAGCUGUGGAUCCGGACGCCUUGAGCAAAGCACUUCAGCAAUUUGAGGAGGCUGGCAGAAACAGGGAACACACUCCAGGAGAGAGUCCAAAACGCAAGAGGCAGCGCGUCUAUACCGACCGCUUCAUACCCAACAGGGCUGGCCAAGACCUCCAUGCCAGUUACAACUUGCUACACGAAUCAGGCUCUCCUGCUACUCCCCAUCGCUCGAUCAAGAAGCCAGCCGCCAAUGAGCUCCACAUCCAGAAGACCGAGGAGGCCAAUCGAACAUAUUCUUCCAUCCUCCGCUCAGAAAUGUUUAGCGACGAAAUACCGCAAUCAAUACCUCAGAACGACAAGUCUCUCACGCCUCCAGGAAACUUCAACCUGACCCCUUCUACACCGCACAAGAAUCUCUUCUCAUACAAAUCCAACCAUCCAACACCGUCGUUGACACCCCGCUCGCAUUCACGAACAGAAAGAGGCCCAAACAUCAACGCCCGAUCCGACAUUUACAGCUUGUCACCGGUCAAAUACUCGUCGCAAUCCAUGCUUCUCUCGCCACGCAAGACACCAAGAGCUGUCAGCAAAGUGCCGUACAAGGUACUGGAUGCUCCUGAGCUUGCCGACGACUUCUAUCUCAACCUGGUUGACUGGGGCUCAAGUGGCGUCUUGGCUGUAGGUCUGGGAGAGAGCGUAUACUUGUGGAACAGCGAGUCUGGAAAGGUUGAACAGUUAUGCAAACUGACGGCCGACACCGUCACCAGCGUCGGCUGGAUACAACGGGGCUCGCAUCUUGCAGUCGGCACAGGCCGAGGCCAUGUCCUCAUCUUCGACACAGUCACGCAACGGAGGCUGAGAACAAUGAUAGGCCAUUCGGCUCGUGUUUCUUCGCUCGCCUGGAAUGCUCACAUCCUCUCGACAGGCAGUCGUGAUCGUACUAUUCUACAUCGCGAUGUCCGAUCACCACAGCAAUACUUGACGAAGCUCGUCGGACACAAGCAGGAAGUCUGCGGCUUGCGCUGGAACAGUGACACGAAUCAGCUGGCGUCUGGUGGUAACGACAACAAGAUUUUUAUCUGGGAUGGUAUGGGCGAUCGCUGGUUGCAUCGUUGGGGUGAACAGGAAGGCGGUCACAAAGCUGCAGUAAAAGCCAUUGCAUGGUCACCGCAUCAACGUGGAUUACUGGCAAGUGGCGGCGGUACAGCCGAUCGCUGCAUCAAAUUCUGGAACACCAUCUCCACCGCUCAACACUCUGCAAACGCCGCCUUGACGAGCGCGAAUUCUACACACGCACAUCUGGAUCUUACAUCUGCUUCUUUAUCAGCAUUGCCGCAUCACGCUUCUCCCGACCCCAUGACCUCCACACCUCAAAAUCCUCAUCUCUUGCGCACUCACGACACCGGCUCGCAAGUCUGUAAUCUUCUCUUUUCAACUCUCACCUCUGAACUCGUUUCUACGCAUGGUUUCUCGCAGCACGCCAUCAACAUUUGGAAAUAUCCUUCCAUGUCGCAGGUCGUCAGUCUGACUGGUCACACCUAUCGUGUUCUCUACCUCAGCAUGAGUCCCGAUGGCAGUGUGAUUGUCACUGGAGCCGGUGAUGAGACUCUUCGUUUCUGGGACGCAUUUGGCAGUGUUGGUAAAGCCAACAGGAAUGAGAAUAGCGUUACUGGCAAGGGCAGUCUUGUCAAGGAGUGGAAUGUCAUUCGAUGA
This is a messenger RNA of Aureobasidium subglaciale EXF-2481, 1872 nucleotides long. RefSeq lists its product as uncharacterized. Gene Ontology annotation, molecular function: ubiquitin ligase activator activity; protein binding; anaphase-promoting complex binding. The record is from RefSeq and is a predicted model, not a curated record. Gene Ontology annotation, cellular component: anaphase-promoting complex. Lineage: Eukaryota; Fungi; Ascomycota; Dothideomycetes; Dothideales; Saccotheciaceae. Gene Ontology annotation, biological process: anaphase-promoting complex-dependent catabolic process; positive regulation of ubiquitin protein ligase activity; positive regulation of anaphase-promoting complex-dependent catabolic process. The coding region runs from base 1 to 1872 and encodes 623 amino acids. The transcript is spliced from 2 exons.